AACAGGAAGCAUCCUUGAGGGAAACCGAUCGGCCCUCUCUCUCUCUCUCUCUCUCUCUCUCUAUCUAAACCCUAAUCUCUCUCAGUCGAUCGAAUCAACAAUGAUUGGUCUCAGUGAUUUCGAUUCAUCUCAGAGAGGGGGUGAAAGAUUCAUCUCAGAGUAAUUUCGAUUUUGAUUUCGAAGUUCUCUCUAUCGAUUUCAAAGUUCUAUCUCUCUUGAUUUCGAAGCUCCACCACCACCACCGUCUGCACCGGCGAGAGCGAGCACCAUUGUUUCCAACACAUGAAAUGCUUCGUCUGCAUCUGCUACUCUGCACAUUGUAGCCUGUGAAGAUAUGGUAUCCAAGUACUGGUUCUUGCCAUCGAACUAUUGAUUUAGGGUAUGGGCUGUGUGGUUUAUUUGUUCCUAGUAACAAGUAUGCAGUUGUUGGUACAAAAGUUGGGACUCUAGAAAUUAUUGAUGUUGGUAAUGGUACUUGUGUGGAAGUAGUGGAAGCUCAUGGUGGCUCCGUCCAAUCAAUUGUGGCUGUUCCAGAUGGAAAUGGUUUUGUAAAUGGGAGUAUUGAUCAUGAUGUCAAGUUCUUGGAGUACCAAACUUUGCAAAAACCUGGUGAAGUUUCUAAGCUUCUAACAAUCUCUCAUGCACGGAAUAUGAAAAUGAAUGAUGACAUUCUAGUGGUUGUUGUUAGCCCUGAUUCAAAAUAUAUUGUUGUUGCCCUAUUAGAUUGUACUAUGAAGCUAAGGGCUGCCAUUGAGAAGAGUAUUGCUAUUUUUGACAAAGAGAAAGCACAGGAAUGGUUGUCAAAGAUAUCUGGCGGUGUUGCUGUUUUCAAGGUUAGAAAGGCUAGCAAGGCAGAAGUUGGAGAAAGGAAAGAUCGGGUUACAGAUGCUUUAAAUGUAACAAGAGCAGCUGUGGAAGGGGGAAUGGUUCCAGGCAAGAUUGUCUUUUUCAUUUUUGAUGGUCAAUUACAUUUCACUUUUGGAGCAAGAUGAUCUUAGUUUGGUUUUCAAUGGCACUACACACAUCAAUUAAUAUAUCAAUUAGUGUAUCACCAUAUGUUAUGAUAUUGUCACUUCAAAAUUAUAGAUCUCACCUAUUAUACAAAUUACAAAGACUCAAAACUUACAAAAUUAUGCAACAUCAUACGUUAGCAGUAUAUCAAUUAGUACAUUUAACUUUAUUGUUUGCUUUUUUGUUCUUUUAUAAGUAACCAUUUAAAAUACAAUUCAUCAUCAACCCAGAAAAGCACUGAAAUAAAAAAUUUAAAAAACCCAAUAAUAUCUUCAUAGCUAAAGAAGCAAAAUCAUCAAUGGUGUUGGAACAAAGGCUUCUGUCUCUACUAUACAGGAGCUUAAAUUACAACCCAGAGUACAGUAACAAAUAAAAUUACUCAAAAAUGCAAACGCUAAUCCCUAGACAUCCGAGCAGUCCUUGCCGGUAGGGCAAGAAGGUCUUCUUCUUCAUCUCCUCUGCCUGUGCUCAAUUCGCAGUGUAAUGCAACUCGUGAGCCGACGGCGGAACCCUAUGCUUUCCGACGUUGUUCGCUGGUUUUCCAGUGAUCGUUUUUUUUAGGAGAACUUGUUUGCUUCGCUUUUGCUUUUGCGUUUCGUUUCUGUUUUCUUGCGAUUCUUUUCCUUCUCGUCCUUUAAAGAUGAUGAGCAAGUGAACGUGAUCGAUGACCAGAAGUUCUUUUUGUUGCCUUUACCUUCGCUUUUGCUUCUGUACAAUAGAUCCUUGAAGAAUAUCCACUUCUUCGAGUUCCUUCCAGACGAUGAAGACCUUGAAGACGAAGCAGAGCCUGACAGUGUUGUCUCGAUUGACGGAGUUUCAGUUUCUUUGCUCUCAGAAUCUUCCAACUCCAGAAUGCUAUCGAGAAGCAAAAAAACCAAAUAAUAUUUUCAUAGCUAAAGAAGCAAAAUCAUCAAUGGUGAUUGAAACAAGGCUUCUGUCUCUAUUAUACAAGAGCUUAAAUUACAACCCAGAAAAGCUGAAAUUCUGUCGAUCGCAUUCUGGAGUUGGAAGAUUCUGAUAACAAAGAAGCUGAAACUUCGUCAAUCGAAACAACACCGCCAGGUUCUGCUUCGUCUUUAAGGUCUUCAUCGUCUGGAAGGAACUCGAAGAAGUGGAUAUUCUUCAAGGAUCUUUUGUACAAAAGCGAAGGUAGAGGCAAUGAAAAGAAGUUCUGGUCAUCGAUCACGUUCACUUGCUCAUCAUCUUCAAGGGAUGAGAAGGAAGGAAACGCAAAAGCAAAAUCGAAGCAAACAAGUUCUCCCAAAAAAAUCGAUCGCUGGAAAACCAGCGAACGAUGUCGGAAAGCGUAGGGUUCUGCCGUCGGUUCACAAGUUGCAUUACACUGCGAAUAGAGCACAGGCAGAGAAGAUGAAGAAGAAGACCUUCUUGCCCUACCGGCAAGGACUGCUCGGAUGUCUAGGGAUUAGCGUUUGCGUUUUCGAGUAAUUUUAUUUGUUACUGUACUCUGGGUUAUAAUUUAAGCUCCUGUAUAGUAGAGACAGAAGCCUUUGUUCCAAUCACCAUUGAUGAUUUUGCUUCUUUAGCUAUGAAGAUAUUAUUGGGUUUUUUUUAUUUCAGUGCUUUUCUGGGUUUAUGAUGAAUUGUAUUUUAAAUGGUUACUCAUAAAAGAAUAAAAAGGCAAGCAAUAAAGUUAUAUGUACUAAUUGAUAUACUGCUAACGUAUAAUGUUGCAUAAUUUUAUAAGUUUUGAGUCUUUGUAAUUUGUAUAAUGGGUGAGAUCUAUAAUUUUGAAGUGACAAUAUCAGAACAUAUGGUGAUACACUAAUUGAUAUCUUAAUUGAUGCGUGUAGUGCUAGUCGGUCUAAACUUACCAAAUCCUAAAGGUUGUUCUAAUUAUGUUUCUUUCCUUUGUAUUUAGAUGACUUGUUUUAUUUUUGUAAUUUCCUUGCUGAAAUCUUCAUUGACAUUGCCAUAAGCAUUAGGUUAUAAGUAUUGUAAUUGAAACUUGUCAUGUAGACAGAUUUUCAUAGCAAUGCUCAUUCUGUUUUUUUUUGCUAUUAGUGGAUGCAAAACUUAUUCCUUGUGAAACAGUAUCUAUACACAUUCCCCACAACUAGACAACAUCUAUUUUCAAGGCAAGAAGGAACACCACCUCACAAAUUCACAUACAAUUUAUUUAAGACAAAAAAUACACAAAUUAUGAGAGCAUAAUAUCUCACAAAUAAGAACUCGAAACCUAAUUAAAAUGCAUACAUAUCAAUUGCAAAUCCAAUAACAAAUUAUGACAUGAUAUUUGAACUUUAUACUAGAUUGACCAACUUUGUGAAAUGAAAAAUUGCAAGGAACCAUGGGGUCAUUUGUGUUCCUCUCCCAAGACAAGUGAGCUUACUUUAUUACUAGUCGAGGACAGAAGCCUUGUAAAAUGUUUUUUUCCCCUAUUUACUAUAUUUAAACCAUAAUUGACUUUUAUUUUGGUUUUAUGACUUUAAAAUAUUUGGCUAUGCACUGAAGAUUUUCAUUUUGGAUUUAUUGAUUCUAUGUAUAUAUAUAUGUCAUAUCUAUAUGGUAAUCCAAACAUUUUAUACUUGUAAUAGUCAAAGUGGUUCUUUUUCUAUUGAUAUAGGAGAUGAAGAGUCAGUGUGAUGAGAAAAUGUCUGACUUUAUCUUUUCUAAGACUAGAACAAUCUCUACAAAUAGUAAGUUUAUUCAUAUGUUUUUGGCGGUCUCUGAAUUAA
Molecule: messenger RNA, 3707 nt
Organism: Camellia sinensis
Lineage: Eukaryota; Viridiplantae; Streptophyta; Magnoliopsida; Ericales; Theaceae
Source: RefSeq, a predicted model, not a curated record